AUGAGCUCAUCUACUAGACCUCUAAGCCUUUCCCACGGCUCUAUCGAGCAUGUUUUAUCCAUUCCCACUUCUUCCUUUUUUACUGCUUCUCAAUUACAGGAUCAAUUCCACAAACAGUUGCCGGAAGCUACUGAAGGUUUUGCUUCAGACGAUGAACCAACCUCAUCUGCUGAAUUGCUAGCUAAAUUUUUGGGUUACGUUUCUUCUUUGGUUGACGUUACUACCAAGGGCCAGUUCGAUGAUGUCUUGGAAAUUGCCCUAUCGGAUUUCGAAGCCAACUAUCUACAAGGUAACGACGUUCAUACGUUGGCUGCCAGAUUGUUACAAUCUGAAGACAAUAUCACUACUUUACCAAAGGUAAAAGAAUUAAUUAAAAAUUACUACAAUGCCAGAGUAACAGCCAAAAAACCAUUCACUGCUACCGAUUCAGCCUUGUUCAAGGGUGUUGCUGCUGGUCAAGCUAAGUUGGUCUCAAUUUUUGGUGGACAAGGUAACACCGAUGACUAUUUCGAAGAGUUGCGUGAACUUUAUCAAACCUACAACUGCUUAAUCUCUGAUGUUAUCAAGUCUGCUGCAGAAACUCUAGGGGAAUUGAUCACCACCACUGAUGAUACCGAAAAGCUAUACACCCAAGGUUUCGAUAUCCUGACUUGGUUGGAACAACCACAAAAGACUCCUGGAACUGACUACUUGUUGUCAAUUCCAAUUUCUUGUCCUUUAAUCGGUGUUAUUCAAUUCGUGCAUUACACUUUAACUGCUAGAAUCUUAAACUUCACCCCCGGUCAACUAAGAGAUAGCCUAGUCGGCGCCACUGGUCAUUCCCAAGGUUUGGCCACUGCCGUUGCAAUCGCUGAAGCUGAUUCUUGGGAAUCUUAUUUCAAGGCUAUGACUAAGACUAUCAAGUUACUAUUCUUCAUCGGUGUCAGAUGUUACCAAGUUUACCCAAAAACCUCUUUACCACCAUCUAUGUUGGAAGAUUCUGUCGAAAACGGUGAAGGUGUACCAACUCCUAUGUUGUCCAUCUCUAACUUGACUCAGGAUCAAGUUCAAACUUAUAUCGAUCAAACUAACGCUCACUUACCAGAGUCCAAGCAUAUCGUUGUUUCUUUGGUCAAUGGUGCCAGAAACUUGGUCGUAUCAGGUCCACCACAAUCUCUAUAUGGUUUGAACUUGACCUUGAGAAAGGCUAAGGCCCCUGCUGGUUUGGAUCAAGCAAGAAUCCCAUUCAGCGAAAGAAAGUUGAAAUUUUUUAACAGGUUUUUGCCAAUCGUUUCUCCUUUCCAUUCUCAUCUUUUGGAACCAGCUAAUGCUUUGAUUGAACAUGAUUUGGCUGCUGCUGGUGUUGAAUUCCAAGCUUCAGACUUGAAGAUUCCUGUUUAUGAUACCUUCAACGGUAAGGACUUGAGGGAAUCUAAAGAGCCAAUUGCUUCGAGGAUCACCUAUUGUAUUACUAGCUUACCUGUGAACUGGGAAGAAUCCACCAAAUUCAAUGCUACUCACAUUCUUGAUUUCGGUCCUGGUGGAGCUUCCGGUUUAGGUGUUUUGACUCAUCGUAACAAAGAUGGUACUGGUGUACGUGUCAUUAUAGCUGGUGCUUUGGACACUAACCCAGAUGAUGAGUACGGUUUCAAACAAGAAUUAUUCGAUGUUACCAGCUCCGGUUUGAAAUUCUCCGUUAACUGGUUAGAACAAUUCCAUCCAAAGUUAGUCAAGACAAAGGCUGGUAAGAUUUACGUUGAUACCACAUUCUCUAAAUUAUUAGGUAGAGCUCCAUUAUUGGUUCCAGGUAUGACUCCAACUACUGUAUCACCAGACUUUGUUGCUGCCACAAUUAAUGCUGGUUACCAUAUUGAAUUAGCUGGUGGUGGUUAUUUCACUGCUGAAGGUAUGACCAAGGCGAUCGAAGAUGUUAUUAGCAAGAUUAAGAAGGGUUACGGUUUGGGUAUUAACAUGCUUUACGUCAAUCCAAGAAUGUUACAAUGGGGUAUUCCAAUGAUCAAAGAAUUGAGAGAAAAGGGUUAUCCUAUUCAGGCUUUGACCAUUGGUGCUGGUGUUCCUUCCAUAGACGUCGCUACUGAAUACAUUGAAACCCUAGGUUUGACACACUUGGGUUUGAAGCCAGGUUCCAUUGACGCCAUUUCCCAAGUUAUUGCUAUUGCCAAAGCCCACCCAACCUUCCCAAUCGUUAUGCAAUGGACUGGUGGUAGAGGUGGUGGUCACCAUUCAUUUGAAGACUUCCACGCUCCAAUUUUGCAAAUGUAUGCAAAAAUCAGAAGACAUUCAAAUAUCUACUUGAUUGCUGGUUCCGGUUUCGGGUCAGCCGAAGAUACCUAUCCAUAUUUAACUGGUGAGUGGUCCACAAAGUUCAACUACCCACCAAUGCCAUUCGACGGUUUCUUGUUCGGUUCUAGAGUUAUGAUUGCUAAGGAAACUAAAACCUCCCCAGCAACAAAGAAAACGAUUGCUGAGUGCUCUGGUGUUCCAGACUCCCAAUGGGAACAAACAUACAAAAAGCCAACCGGCGGUAUCAUAACUGUUCGUUCCGAAAUGGGAGAACCUAUUCACAAAUUGGCUACUCGUGGUGUUAUGCUAUGGAAGGAAAUGGACGACACCAUUUUCUCUUUGCCAAAGAAUAAACUACAAGCCGCAUUGGAUGCUAAGAAGGAUUACAUCAUUUCCAAAUUGAAUGCCGACUACCAAAAGCCAUGGUUUGCCACCGUCAACGGAGAAGCUCGUGAUUUGGCUGAUAUGACCUACGAAGAAGUCGCUAAGAGAAUGGUUGAGUUGAUGUAUAUCAGAUCCACUAACAGUUGGAUUGACUUUACCUUAAGAAAUUUCACUGGUGAAUUCUUACGUCGUGUUGAGGAACGUUUCACAAAGCAAAAGACUGUGUCUAUCAUUCAAAAUUUCGCUGUUUUGGAAGAGCCAGAAAAAGCUCUUGAAAAAGUUUUCGAUGCUUAUCCAGCCGCUAAAGAACAAUUCUUGAACGCUCAAGAUAUUGACUACUUCUUGACCUUGUGCCAAAGACCAACUCAGAAACCUGUACCUUUCGUUCCUGUUUUGGACAGUAGAUUCGAGUUCUUCUUCAAGAAAGAUUCUUUGUGGCAAUCAGAGCAUUUGGAAGCUGUUGUUGACCAAGAUGUCCAAAGGACAUGUAUCUUACACGGUCCUGUUGCUGCCCAAUUCACCAACCAAGUUGAUCAACCAAUUAAAUCCAUUUUGGACGAUGUUCAUGAGGGGCAUAUUAAGAUGUUAUUGAAGGAUUACUAUAACAACGAUGAUUCCAAAAUCCCAGUUGUUGAAUACUUCGGUGGUGAAGAGCCAGAAAAGGUUGCUUUUGAUUCUAUCGAAUCAGGAAACAAGGCCACCUACCAAGCCUCUUCAUCCACAGAUUCUUCUAAGUGGUUCAAACUUUUGGCUGGUGAAGAAAAGACCUGGAGAAGCGCCUUCUUCUCUACCCCAAGAAUUGUCCAAGACUCUUUACUGAUUGAAAACCCUGCUAGAAAGGUUUUCAAACCGUCUGACAACAUGGUUGUUCAAAUUGAAAAUGCCAAAGACUCUGCUAAGACAGUUGUUACUUUACUAGAAACAGUUCAAGGUGAACUAAAACCCACUGCUAUUUUGAGGUUAGUUAAGGACACAUUAAUUCAAUUAGAUUUGAUUGAAAAUAGAACCAUUGACGGUUCUCCUGUAUCAUUACCAUUAUUGUUUGAAUACAACACUGAAGAUGGCUUUGCUCCCAUUGCCGAAGUUACCAAAGGUCGUAACUCUCGUAUCAAGGAAAUGUACUGGAAGUUAUGGUUGGAUGAGCCAUUCAACUUGGACUUCGAUCCAAGAUCUGUUAUCAAGGGCGGCGAUUUCACUAUUUCCGCCAAGGACAUUUCUGAAUUUGUUCAUGCGAUCGGUAACAACUGUGAAGAUUUCGUUGCUAGGUCGGGUAGAGAGAUGUUAGCUCCAAUGGACUUCGCCAUUGUUGUUGGUUGGAGGGUGAUUGUCAAGGCAAUUUUCCCCAAUGCAGUUGAUGGUGAUUUGUUGAAAUUGGUGCACAUGUCCAACGGAUACAGAAUGAUUCCUGGUGCUACUCCAUUGAAGGAAGGUGAUACAAUCUCAACUUCUGCAGUUAUUAAAUCUGUCGUUAACCAACCUAACGGUAAGAUUGUCGAAGUUAUCGGUACCUUGACCAGAGAUGACAAACCUGUGAUGGAAGUCACCUCCUCUUUCUUCUACAGAGGAACAUAUGCUGACUACGAAAAUACAUUCGAAAAGACUGUUGAACCAAUUUAUCAAAUUGAAGUCAAGUCUUCUAAGGACAGCGCUGUUCUAAGAUCAAAAGAAUGGUUCCAAUUGGAUGAUGAGGAAAUUGAUUUGCUAGGCAAGACUUUGUCCUUCCAGACCGAAACUGAAGUCACAUUCAAGAAUGCCUCCGUCUUCUCGUCUGUUAAGUGUCAAGGUAAGAUCUUAAUGGAACUACCAACUAAGGAAACUGUUGAAAUUGGUUCAGUGGAUUAUGAAGCUGGUGAAUCUCAUGGUAAUCCAGUCAUCGAUUACCUAAGCAGAAAUGGUUCCACACUUGAACAAAAGGUUAACUUGGAAAACGCCAUUCCAAUUGCUGUCAGGGACACCCAAUCACCAAGCACCAAUGAACCAUACGCCAGGGUGUCUGGUGACUUGAAUCCGAUUCAUGUUUCUCGUCACUUCGCUGCCUACGCUAACUUGCCUGGCACCAUUACCCAUGGUAUGUACUCUUCUGCUACAGUUCGUGCUUUAGUAGAAACUUGGGCUGCCGACAAUGUAUCUUCCAGAGUUCGUGCUUACAACUGUCAAUUUGUUGGAAUGGUGUUACCAAAUACCCCUCUACAGACUACUAUCCAACAUGUUGGGAUGAUCAACGGUCGUAAGUUAAUUCAAUUCGAAACCAAAAAUGAUGCCGAUGAAACUGUCAUGACUGGGGAAGCAGAAGUCGAGCAACCUGUUUCAACUUUCGUUUUCACUGGUCAAGGUUCUCAAGAACAAGGUAUGGGUAUGGAUUUGUAUGCCAAGUCUGAUGUCGCAAAACAAGUUUGGGACAGAGCUGAUCAGCAUUUCAAGAGCACCUACGGCUUCUCUAUCCUAGAUAUUGUCAAAAACAAUCCAACUGAAUUGACAAUUUACUUUGGUGGUGAGAAGGGUAGAAAGAUCAAGGAGAACUACACUCAAAUGAUCUUUGAAACCAUUGUCGAUGGUGAAGUGAAGAGUGAAAGAAUCUUCAAGGAUAUAACAGAAGAAACUAAUUCUUUCACUUUCAGAUCUCCAACUGGUUUGUUGUCUGCUACUCAAUUCACCCAACCUGCUCUUACCUUGAUGGAAAAGGCUUCAUUUGAAGACUUGAAGUCUAAGGGUCUAAUUCCUGCCGAAGCCACUUUCGCUGGUCAUUCAUUGGGUGAAUAUGCCGCCCUAGCAUCGUUAGCUGAUGUCAUGUCCAUUGAAUCUUUGGUGGAAGUUGUCUUUUACAGAGGUAUGACUAUGCAAGUCGCCGUCCCAAGAGAUGAACUAGGAAGAUCUAACUAUGGUAUGAUCGCUGUUAAUCCAUCAAGAGUUUCCCCAACUUUCUCUCAAGAAGCGUUAGAAUUUGUUGUUAAGAUUGUCGAUAAGAAGACCGGAUGGCUCUUGGAAAUUGUCAACUACAACGUUGAAAACCAACAAUACGUUGCUGCCGGUGACUUAAGGGCUCUAGAUACUUUAACCAACGUUUUGAACUUUGUCAAGUUGCAAAAGAUAGAUAUUGCGAAGUUACAAGAAACUUUGUCAUUGGAAGAAGUAGAAUCUCAUUUAAAUGAAAUUAUUGAAGAAAUCUCUAAGAAGUCUACUGCUAAGCCACAACCAAUUGAAUUGGAAAGAGGUUUCGCAUGUAUUCCAUUGCGUGGUAUUUCUGUUCCAUUCCAUUCCUCUUACUUGAGAAACGGUGUUAAGCCAUUUAAGAACUUCUUGAUGAAGAACGUUACCAAGGAGAACGUUAAAGCUGAUCGUUUGAUUGGUAAGUAUAUUCCAAACUUGACUGCAAAACCAUUCGAAAUCACUAAAGAGUACUUCCAAGAUGUUUACGAAUUGACUGGCUCUGAAAAAAUCAAGGAUAUCUUGGACAACUGGGAAAAGAUCACCAAUUAA
This is a messenger RNA of Kluyveromyces lactis, 6144 nucleotides long. RefSeq names its product tetrafunctional fatty acid synthase subunit FAS1 (gene FAS1). Gene Ontology annotation, molecular function: [acyl-carrier-protein] S-malonyltransferase activity; enoyl-[acyl-carrier-protein] reductase (NADH) activity; fatty acid synthase activity. The transcript has a single exon. Gene Ontology annotation, cellular component: fatty acid synthase complex. The coding region runs from base 1 to 6144 and encodes 2047 amino acids. Gene Ontology annotation, biological process: long-chain fatty acid biosynthetic process. Lineage: Eukaryota; Fungi; Ascomycota; Saccharomycetes; Saccharomycetales; Saccharomycetaceae. The record is from RefSeq and is a predicted model, not a curated record.